GUCUGACGAGGCCGAGCCCCCCCUCCCCGCAGCCAAAGCAAUUAAAAAGCCAGUCGGAGGAGGCGAAGCGGAGGUGGGGGAGGAAAUCGGAAGCGAUCAGAGCGAGAGAGCAAGCUUGCUUGCUUACCCGAAUCCCCAAUCCCCAUCCUCCCUCUCUCCCCAACGAUGGACCAGCUCGUCAAUUUCAUCAUCCGCCCGCCCAGAGCUGACUACAGUCCUAAUGACGAUCUGUUAGAACAGGAGUUUAUGCUGAAGGGGAGAUGGUUCCAGAGGAAGGACUUGGAGGUCAAAAAUGGCCUGGGCAAGAAAUUGCAAUGUAGUCAUUAUAUGCCUGUUGUGAUUCCUGAAGGAAAUGCUCUCCCAUGUGUCAUAUAUUGUCAUGGUAACAGUGGGUGCAGAGCUGAUGCUAGUGAAGCCGCAAUUAUUCUUCUACCAUCAAACAUUACAGUGUUUACACUGGACUUUUCAGGGUCUGGACUCUCUGAAGGAGAACAUGUCACUUUAGGCUGGAAUGAGAAAGAAGAUCUGAAAGCUGUUGUUAACUAUUUGCGUACAGAUGGAAAUGUAUCUUGCAUAGCUUUAUGGGGUCGCUCAAUGGGUGCUGUCACAAGUCUAAUGUAUGGAGCGGAGGACCCAUCAAUUGCUGGAAUGGUUCUUGAUAGUCCAUUCUCCAACUUGGUUGACUUGAUGAUGGAGCUAGUGGACACGUACAAAUAUCCACUGCCAAAAUUCACGGUCAAACUUGCAAUACAACAUAUGCGAAAGAUUGUCAAGAGGAAAGCUAAUUUUGACAUCAUGGAUCUUGAUACUAUUCAGGUAGCAAAAUGUUGUUUCGUUCCUGCUUUGUUUGGGCAUGCAACUGAGGAUGAUUUUAUACUUCCCCACCAUUCAGACAAGAUAUAUGAAUCAUAUAUGGGCGACAAAAACAUCAUAAAAUUUGAUGGGGAUCACAAUUCACCACGUCCUCAAUUUUACUUUGACUCAAUUACAAUAUUUUUCCAUAAUGUGCUAAACCCUCCCGAAGUGGCUGAGGAUCAUUAUUUCAUGACACCACAUGGCAGCCUUGGUCAGGGUCGUUGGGAUACAGAGCAUGACAUAGAAUAUAGGUUCGCUCAAUCACCCACAGGAACAGCCCAUGCAACUACCACUGAAGAUGCCAUUGCGCAGUUGCGUUCUAGAAGGCUUAUGAGUAGAAUGGAGGUCCCAUCUGGUGCCAGUGCCACCACAGAAGAUAGGGCCGACCGAACUGAGGGAUUGGAUAGCGAUGUUGGUCCCUCCUCAUCUAGCGUAUCAACAGCAACCCCUCCCAAUGGCCGCAACGGAAGGCUGCUCACUCCAACCUCUGAUGAUGGCGAGUAUGUGGAGUACUCGUUUGAUAGCUUAUCAGAUAUGCCUUACACCGUGGAAGAUGAAGAUAGAAUGCUGAUGCAAGCAAUUCUUGAAUCACUGAAGGACUAUGAACAGUCAAAUACAAAAAAUGCGCAAUCAGCUGCAUCUGAUGCUGCACCCAAAGAGAAUAAUAAUACUGUAAAAGAUUGCAAUGGUGUGGCAGAUGCAGCACUGGAGCCAGAUGCUCCUGGCAAGCAUACUACUGUCUGCAACAGUGGAGCAAAAGCUGGUGCAGAGCAAAGUGCAGAUAGCCACGCUGUAGACAACACUUCUUCUGUCAAUGCCUCUGGCUCUUCAGAGACCCUGGCGUCAACACAGAUUACCAAUGGGAAGCCUAUCUCAUCGGAAUCCAAGAAAACAACUCAGAAUGUCAAUGGAGAGGAUGGCACAAGAGCUACUCUUGUAGUUCAGAAGAGCCGGAGCAGUGGCCUGAUAGAUGGUUUGACACAAAAAUGGGGUUCCUUCUUCAAGAACAAUGACUGAGAUGAGCAAAGUACACGAAUAACCCCCUUGACAAUACGUGUUCCAGUGUGUUAAUAGACAUAGAGUUGCCUUUGGCUGAUGUCCAACUUGAUUCGUUUUACGUGUAAAAUGGAAAGGAAACAGAUGGUUUCAGGAUGUUCGUGUAUAUAUAGAACUAGGAAUUGUAGCUCCCCAAUUGAUUGUGUAUCAUGUGUCAAAACACUCACUACUUUGGUUCUGGUGAAUUGGCAAGCCCUUUCUUGCUGAUGGGUUGUAACAUAAUUGGAAAGCUCAUUAUUUUGUAGUCGUAUUUGACUAUUUGUGGUUUUUUAUUUCUUUAUUAAAGGAUAGUGUCGCAAUGUGGAUUUGAAUUC
Messenger RNA from Panicum virgatum (switchgrass), 2225 nucleotides. RefSeq lists its product as uncharacterized. The transcript has 14 exons. Bases 166 to 1872 code for a protein of 568 amino acids. The record is from RefSeq and is a predicted model, not a curated record. Lineage: Eukaryota; Viridiplantae; Streptophyta; Magnoliopsida; Poales; Poaceae.